Paramuricea clavata is the source of this 4557-nucleotide messenger RNA. NCBI's taxonomy places the organism in Eukaryota, Metazoa, Cnidaria, Anthozoa, Malacalcyonacea, Plexauridae. The record is from the annotation of a GenBank genome assembly.
AUGGAUCGUGGCUUUAGUUUUCGACUCUUGUAUCGAGUCGUUUUCUUUUCCUUCUGUCUGAUUUUCGCCUGUGUUUAUCAUGGUGGUGGUUCAGAGAAUGACAGACGAGAAGAUAAAACAGAACCGAACAAAUUAAAAGAUGAAUUCAAAGGUAAACCCUUGAAUAUUAACGUUUCUCUCGAACAAGACGAACGCGUCUCUAACUUGACAGAAAAUGAUAAACAAAUUGAUGGCCACACGGCGCGGCAGAAAACGGAUCUUUCAAAGAUGGUUAGAAAAGGUAAAAUUUGAAAAUGUGACAAUAUUAGCACUUCAGAAAGAAUAAUUGCUAACCAUAAUUUAUUUUUAGGAACUGCGAUGAAAACACUACGAAGUGAAAGAAUACAAAAGAGCCCACUACUGCUUUUUUUAACUCCUACGCCGCCUGAGGUAAACGUUCCACGCAAAGAGUCGACAACCAUCUCCCACUCAAAUGAGACAGAAUGGCAAAACAACCGCAGUAAAAACUUAUCUUCAUUGCAAAAUCAAAUUUUUCACCGGAAUAACUUGAGAGAAACAGCGAAAAGAGAAACAUUCGCUUCACUCACAACUCAACAUCUCCGGAGCAGACGUGAAACUGAUCCGAAAUCUGAAUAUACCGAAGAAGAUCUAUUAAUGUGCAACGAUUCAAUCACCAAUAUAAAAUACGAUGACGAAUACAAAGUUCGGACUGACUUUUCAAUAUUCUAUAAGAACAAGGUGUACGACUAUACUGAGUAUCGAGUUCUGAAUGAUAGCAUAAAGAUUUGUAACUCCACUGAUAACUACGUACGGAGUAUUUGGAAACUACGCAAUGAAUGGGUAAAGUUGACAAUGCAUGAAAAAAGUUGCAAUAAACCCAUUAGCGUUCUUCGGUUGUCCCCAAAGUAUUACACUGUGAAUAAGCAGUUCACUGUCUAUUUCGAAGCUACAAGUCAAUAUUUCACAAGAAAUGAGUAUGGGGUGGACCAGGGUGAACUUUAUAUAUGCUAUGAAAAGUUCAAACCCGAAUCAACAGAGUAUACAAAGGAAGAUCUAUUAAUGUGCAACGAUUCAAUCAUCAAUAUAAAAUACGAUGAUGAAUACAAUGUUCGGACUGACUUUUCACUACUCUAUAAGAACAAGGUGUACGAUUAUACCGAGUAUCGAGUUCUGAAUGAUAGUAUAAAGAUUUGUAACUCCACUGAUAACUAUGUACGGAAUAUUUGGAAAGUACGCAAUUACUGGGUAAAGGCGACAAUGCAUGAAAAAAGUUGCAAUAAACCCAUUAGAGAUAUUCGGUUGUCCCGAAAGUAUUACACUGUGAAUAAGCAGUUCACCGUCUAUUUCGAAGCUGGGAGUCAAUAUUUCACAAGAAAUGAGUAUGGAGUGGACGACGGUAAACUUUAUAUAUGUAAUGAAAAGUUCAGACUCGAAUCAACAGAGUAUACCGAGGAAGAUCUAUUAAUGUGCAACGAUUCAAUCAUCAAUAUAAAAUACGAUGAUGAAUACAAAGUUCGGACUGACUUUUCAAUAUUCUAUAAAAACAAAGUGUACGAUUAUACUGAGUAUCGAGUUCUGAAUGAUAGCGUAAAGAUUUGUAACUCCACUGAUAACUACGUAUGGAAUAUUUGGAAAAUACGCAAUAAAUGGUUAAAGGAACAAAUCCACUAUAAAAGUUGCAUAAUUGACUUCAGUAGAGCCACUUGGUUGUACCGAAAGUAUUACACUGUGAAUAAGCAGUUCACUGUGUAUUUCGCAGGUACGAGUCAAUAUUUCACAAGAAAUUACUACGGUCUGCACGACAGUAAAAUGAUUUAUAUAUGCGAAGAACAGUUAAGACCCACAUCAUUAGAGUAUACCCAGGAAGAUCUAUUAAUGUGCAACGAUUCAACCAUCAAUAUAAAAUACGAUCAUGAAUACAAAGUUCGGACUGACUUUUCAAUACUCUAUAAGAACAAGGUGUACUAUUAUACUGAGUAUCGAGUUCUGAAUGAUGGCAUAAAGAUUUGUAACUCCACUGAUAACUACGUAAGGAAUAUUUGGAAAGUACGCAAUAAAUGGGUAAAGGCGAGAAAGCAUCAAAAAAGUUGCAAUAAACACAUUGGAGAGUUUUGGUUCUACCGCAAGUAUUACACUGUGAAUAAGCAAUUCACUGUCUACCUCGCAGCAAAAAAUCAAUAUUUCACAAGAAAUGAGUAUGAAGUGGACGACGGCAAACUUAUAAUAUGCAAUGCCAAGGUCAAACCCACAUCAUUAGAGUAUACCGAGGGAGAUCUAUUAAUGUGCAACGAUUCAAUUAUCAAUAUAAAAUACGAUGAUGAAUACAAAGUUCGGACUGACUUUUCAAUACUCUAUAAGAACAAGGUGUACGAUUAUACUGAGUAUCGAGUUCUGAAUGAUAGUAUAAAGAUUUGUAACUCCACUGAUAACUACGUAAGGAAUAUUUGGAAAGUACGCAAUAAAUGGGUAAAGUUGACAAUAUAUGAAAAAAGUUGCAAUAAACCCAUUACAUUCAUGGUGUUCUACCGAUGGGAAUACACUUUGUUCAAAGAUUUUAGAGUUCGCAUUUCGGCAACAAAGAAGCUGAUAACAAAGGACGAUUAUGCUGUGUAUGAAGGUAAACUUACAAAAUGUGUGACCGAAUGCGCCUAUCUUACCUUUACUAUAAAGUAUGAAGAUGAAUACAGAUUAUGGAACAACUUCUCAAUGAUGUACCAAGGUCGAAUGUACUCUUAUGAUGAGUACAGAAUAACGGACGAUGGUCUACAAGUUUGUAAUUCAUCUGACCGUCUCAUUAAAGAAAAAUGGCGGAAUUUCGUUGUUUGGGAUAAGAUAGGGAUACUCUUCACCCAAUGUAAUGUAUCUGUGGACGGUUUUUACUCCGAAAAUUACACAUUACAUACAAACUUUACUGUUUUCUUCAAACCUACCAAUCAAACUUUUACAAGGCAAGAUUACGGAGUGAUUUUGGGGUAUUUUGCAAUUUGUUCAAGAAAGCUCAGAUUGUCCUGCAAUAUUGAUUUGGUCAAAGUAAAGUACAGUGAACAAUACAACGUUUUUAAAAACUUUUCAGUGGUUUACAACAACAAAAUAUACGAUUAUCGCGAAUAUCGAUUAAGCCACGACAGUCUUGAAAUGUGUGGUUCCAAUGAUUCAAGAGUUCAGGCGAUUUGGAGAACGCGAAAUUCGUGGCAAAAGUCAUUACCCGCAUCCUGUUAUCGUUCUUAUAAAUUAAAUGCAAGAUACUACGCUGUGACAAAGCAGUUUGCUGUGUAUUCGGCAGAUAACGGUCAAUAUUUCAAAAGAAAUGACUACGCGGUGAUAGACGGUAAACCUUAUGUAUGCGGCAAAGAAAACUUAAGACAAAUUUACGUAAUUUCAAACUUUAAGAUUAUUAUAGCACCAUUAUGUGCUUUAGUGCUUUCUAUUAUUUCUUUGCUAUUGUUGUUGAUAGUUUACUGCAUGCUUCCAGAACUGCGCACACUUCCUGGUUUGAAUUUAAUUCACUGUACUCUCAUGUAGGUAAACUGUUUGAGAUACCGUGUGCUAGGCUGUUUGUAGCAAAUAAGUUUAUGACGUAUAGUAUAAUUAUGAAUGCUGCGGUUAAUAUCUAUCACUUAAGAAACACAUUUUGUGGGAAAACUCUAGUGAAAUCUGAUGAACUGAAGAAGUGGAACAGAUUUUUGAAGUAUAGUUUCUUUAGCUGGGGAGUUCCUGUCAUUAUAACGAUUAUUUACAUUGUACUGGUAAAGGAAGAUGUUAUAAGGUUCGAUCAACCUAUUGUGUCUGUGAAGAACGACGUUCAAUCGAGCUUAAGAUUCUAUCGACGCAUUGCAAAUGGAAAGACGACGGUAAAUAAUAUAGGGAUUUAUCACCGUAUUGCAUCCUUGAAGGGAGAUGUCCUGCAGUCAAAGUUUAAUCAAAGCAUUCACACUGUAUUUGAAGAUGCCCAGUCAAGGUUUAGUCAAAGCACUGUACUUGGGAAGGGAGAUAUGACGGAAGAUGAUGCAAUGAUUUAUCAACCUAUUGUAUCUUUGAAGGAAGAUGUUCAGUCAAGCUUAAAGUUUUAUGAACGCAUUGUAUUCGCGAAUGGAGAUGGAAAGGAAGAUGAUGCAAGGAUUUAUCAACAGAUCUCCGGAGAUUGUAUCAAUGGUCGAAUUGCUCCCGAUUGGUCAGCUGCUGUUGAUGUAUAUGGCCUUCAAGGUUUUCUUUUGUUGUACAUUAUUGGAAUGUUCAUCUUCACUGCUUAUCGAAUUCGCCAAAAACUCAAAACAAGCAGGAACAUUGCACAGAAAUCGAAUGUUGUUAAGCGUCGUAAAUUUGUCAUAUUGCUCAAGCUGUCAACCACUACAGCCUUAAGUUAUUGGUUUCCUUUCUUCAUAAGUAGAAUCGUGGAUUUUGAUUUCGACAUAAAGAUAGCGUUGUAUACUGUAACGUUGCUUACUGGUGCCUACAUUGGUAUUGCGUUUGGCUUCACACGAAGAAAUUAUCAGUUGUUCAAGAAAAACUAUUUCCCAGCAAACAAUAAGCCGCCUCCAGUUGACGAAAUUCCGCUGA